Molecule: messenger RNA, 2151 nt
Organism: Solanum verrucosum
Lineage: Eukaryota; Viridiplantae; Streptophyta; Magnoliopsida; Solanales; Solanaceae
Exons: 2
Coding region: 1-2151 (716 amino acids)
Molecular function (GO): zinc ion binding
Source: RefSeq, a predicted model, not a curated record
AUGAGUAAAAGAAAGAGAAGAAAAAGGGGAGAAAGAGCUCCAUUGCCUGAUCAUGUCAAGUUAGAAACAGAAAAAAAAGGGCCAGAUGCUGGGUAUCAUGAAUCUACAGGUGGUAAUAGAAAUAACUUAGAAGGCAAGUUAGCUGGUGAUGAGCCUUAUUAUCCCUCAGAUGAAGCUGCCAGUUUUGAAACAGAUCCAGAUGCUUUCAGUGAUGAUGAUGAAGAGGUUCAGCAAAGAGAGAGAGUUAAGCCAAGAAGGAGAAAGAAGGUGAAUAGAGUUGUAUUUGAUGCAUCUUCUCAGAAAGUAGUGUGGGAAUUGGGUCUUGUAUUUGAAAGUGUUAAUGAGUUUAGAUCUGCUAUUACCAAAUAUGCUGUUGCUGAACAUGUUGCAAUUGAAAUGUAUAUUAAUGAACUAACAAUGGUAAGGGUUAGGUGUACAGUUGGUUGUCCUUGGGUUUUAUUUGCUAGCUUUGAUUCUAGGACAGAUAAUUUUGUUGUAAAGACAUACAAUCCAGUUCACAAAUGUGAUCCUACUAAUAGGAACAAACUUUGUAAUAGCAAGUUCUUAUCUAGUCACUAUAGUGAAAGGAUAAAGGAACAACCUGACAUUAGAGUCUUUGAGUUUCAAGGGCUUAUUAAAAAAGAAUUGGAUUUAUAUGUUGGAAGAACAGUGUGUAGAAGAGCAAGAAACAAAGUAUUACAGGAGUUAAUGGGUGACUAUGUUCUUGAGUUUGGGAGGAUUUUGGACUAUAAAGAUGAGUUGCUAAGAACUAAUCCAGGUAGUACAUGUGUAGUCAAGUUUCAUGAAGAAACAUUUGAAAAAGGUAGAAAAAUGUUUCAAGGCUUCUACAUAUGUUUUGAUGCAAUGAAGAAGUCCUUCUUGGCUGGUUGUAGGAGGUGCAUUGGUUUGGAUGGUUGUUUUCUAAAGGGAGUAUUUAAAGGUCAAUUAUUGGUUGCUAUUUGUAAAGAUGAGAACAAUCAAAUGCUACCACUGGCUUGGACAGUAGUUGAAGUUGAAAAUAAGUUUACUUGGGCUUGGUUUGUCAAACUUCUAAAGGAAGAUCUUCAGUUGGGAGAUGGUACAGACCUCACAAUCAUAUCAGAUAUGCAAAAGGGUCUUGAAAUUGCCAUAACUGAUCAUUUGCCAAAUGUUGAGCAUAGAAUGUGUGCUAGACACAUCCUUGCUAACUGGUCAAAGAGAUGGAGAGGUCUUGAGAGAAAAAAAUGUUUCUGGAGGUGUGCAAGGUCUACUUUUGAGGCUGAGUUAAAAGAUAACAUUAGUUAUAUGAAAAGGUUGGGAAAUAAUAUAGUUGAUCACUUGUUGUAUUAUAAUCCUGAAAGAUGGAGCAAGCUUUACUUCAAUUUUACCUCAAAAUGUGAUGUUGUAGACAAUAACAUGGCUGAAUGUUUCAAUUCAUGGAUAUUAGCAGCAAGGCAUAAGACUAUAAUUACAAUGCUUGAAGAAAUUAGGGUGAAAAUGAUGAAAAGAAUAGGGCAGAUGAGAGAGUUUUGCAAUAUUUGGAUAUGCGACAUUUCUCCAAUGGCAAUAAAGGUUCUACAAGAUAACACAGCUAAGUCUAUGAAAUGCAGCAUUAAAUGGAAUUCAGAUACAGGGUAUGAGGUACUUCAUGGACCAUACAGACAUGUAGUUGAUAUUCAAAGGCAAAUAUGUAGCUGUAGAGCAUGGAUGUUGAAAGGCAUACCAUGUCCUCAUGCAAUAGCUGCUCUUCACCAUAGGAAAUUGGACCCAAUCAACUACAUUUCUCAUUGGUAUAACAAAGAAACAUACAUGAAGACAUACAACUACUUCAUUCAGCCAGUUAUGAAUCUGAAAAUGUGGUCAGAAUCACAAAACAUCUCUGUGAUACCACCUCUUGUUAGGAAGAUGUCAGGAAGGCCUGGCAAGAAAAGGAAGAAAGAGCAAGGUGAAACUAGUAAAACUGGAAAAUUAUCCAAAAAAGGGAUUGAGAUGUCAUGCAGCACUUGUCAUAACAAGGGUCACAAUAAAAGAAAUUGUCCUCUUGGUGCACCUGCUUCUGGCACAAGUUCAAAACCUGCUGAUGGACCAAGUUCAAGACCUCCUUCUGGCCCUACUGCUGCACUAACAUCAACACAAACUGUUGUCCCUGCUGCUGCACCAACAUCAACAUAA